AUGUUUCCUGAGCGAUGUUUAAAAGCUCAGUGUUCGGUCGUAUUUCAUCCUGAAUGUCCGUCAGACUCUCGUCUCGUCAUACUACCGCCACCACCUGGCGAAUGCUGUGGGAGACCAGGAACUUGCCAUUGUGAUCAGCAGAAAUGUGAGGCAUUUGUCCCGAUUUGUGAACAAGGCAUGGAACGAGUAUUGGUAAAAGAGGGUGGUCAUCAGCCUGGAUCAUGUUGUGAUGUUUUUGAAUGCCGAAAGCGAGAACUUCGAUGUGAGUCGGUUCAAUGCCCUUCGCAUGUCUUCGACGAGGACGAAGGCGUUGAUUGUCCGGCAGACAGUGUUCGACCGGCGGAACACGUCCCAAAUGGGCUAUGUUGUCCGGUACGACCAGGAUGUCGCUGUCGAGCAGCCGUAUGUCGUCCAGCGGUAUGUGAUGAGGGCAAGAAGCUGCGUAUCAUCCGGAAGGGCACUGGUACACCUGGACGAUGCUGCGACGAGUGGACUUGUGAUGACGACCCACAGCCUUUGUCAAAAUCCUGCAUACGAGAUGGAAAGACUUACUCAGAUGGAGAGGAAUGGCAUACAUCAUCCUGUGAAGUUUGUCGAUGUAAGAAAGGAGUAGCCGUUUGCAGCAAGAUGACUUGUCCAAAAACGCCUCCUCAAUGCUCGUGGAUCGUUAUCCCAGAUGGAGAAUGCUGUCCAGUUUGUGUUGGAUGCCAAACGGAGAAAUUGGAAAAGAAGAGAAAGAAUGAAACUUGGCAGAAGGAUGAUUGCACCAUGUGCACUUGCUCGGAAGAUGGAACACCCAUAUGCGAAAAACAUAUGUGUCGUACAGAAUGUGAAAACCCUCGUAAAGUAGAAGGACAAUGUUGCCCGGUUUGUGACGAACCACUCCUGCUCACAAUGCCGGUGGCAUGUCCAUCCAUUGAACAUUGUCCUCUACGAUGUGAGGCUGGACUUCAACGUGAUGAACGUGGUUGUUUCCAAUGUGAAUGUGUGCCUACAAAUAGACCAGAGCAAUGUCCGGCACUUUCAACACAGAACUGCGACAAGCAAUGUGCGCAUGGAUAUGCAAAAGAUGCAGCAGGAUGUGUCGUAUGCAAAUGUGCCAAAUGUCCACCAUUACACCAAUGUAUGAAACAUUGCCUUUACGGGUUUGAAUCGAACUCGGUUGGAUGUCCAGUAUGCAAGUGUAGAGGUGAGCGUACUCUACCUUUAUUAACUUGCCUACCUUUCAUUUUACCUCGAUCUUUUACCUGCUAGUA
Strongylus vulgaris is the source of this 1256-nucleotide messenger RNA. NCBI's taxonomy places the organism in Eukaryota, Metazoa, Nematoda, Chromadorea, Rhabditida, Strongylidae. The record is from the annotation of a GenBank genome assembly.